GUCGGGCCCAAAGUGACCAAGGGCAAGAGCAAGCAAAAGAAGGUGUGCCUGCCUCCAAUGCCUGCGCCCACCAUCAUACUCUCCGCGAAGGCGCCGGAGCUGCCCACCGAAGCCCCCACCGCAUCUGACGUGACGCUGCCCGCCGCCGCUAGCACGAUUGCUGACGCCCCUGUCAUAAGCCUCGAGGACAGGAGCGCGACUCUCGCUCCGAUCGAGGACACUAGCGCGGUUCUCGCGACGAGCACCGCCACUGCCACGCCAGCCGAGAACGUCGAAGCUCCCCCGCCAGAUGUGGUGAGUUCGACACCGUGCUCUCCUGUGGGGGCUGCAGAUGCCACGGACACUGCACGGACGUCGACGACUGGGCAGGGCGGCAAGCUCCUUGUCAUUCCGAAGACGAUCUCUCCCCCAAAUGGGAGUUCACUCGCGCCUGGAUCAAUGACCCAACAAACGUGCCAUACAUGGAGGCACGCUUCAACAAGGCUUGGAAGUCGGUGAGGGAGAGCGCUGUAGAGUUAAAGGAUACUUCCGAUGAAGAGAGAACGACACCUCUUGCUUGAUCCGACAGUGUCAUUCGCGCACUAUGCUGUCAGUCUGACAUACGCCACGCCAACAUCAGCUCUCCCGCUUGCUAAGCCGACAUUCGCUUCUCUUCGCUGUUUUUACCGAUUCACUGCUUU
Coniophora puteana RWD-64-598 SS2 is the source of this 680-nucleotide messenger RNA. RefSeq lists its product as uncharacterized. The record is from RefSeq and is a predicted model, not a curated record. Bases 58 to 498 code for a protein of 146 amino acids. Lineage: Eukaryota; Fungi; Basidiomycota; Agaricomycetes; Boletales; Coniophoraceae. The transcript is spliced from 4 exons.